AUGUUGAGAUCGCUCCUGCUUCUUGCCCCCAUGGUGGGAGCCGCCGUGGCUGCCACCGAACCAAACAGCCCUGCCUGCCCUGGAUACAGAGCCACCAAUGUCAGGGAGGGACACAACUCCUUGACUGCCGAUCUGACCCUUGCGGGCAAGCCGUGCAAUACCUACGGCACGGAUCUGAAGAACCUGAAGCUUCUUGUGGAGUACCAGACUGAUGAGCGUCUUCAUGUCAAGAUCUACGACGCCAAUGAGCAGGUUUACCAGGUUCCUGAGUCGGUUGUCCCUCGCGUGGACGGCAAGGGCGGAUCUCGCAAGAAGUCUGUUCUGAAGUUCAACUUCAAGGCGAACCCCUUCUCCUUCCAAGUGAAACGAGGCAGAGAAGUUCUUUUCGACACUUCUGGGUCGAACCUGGUCUUCCAAGAUCAGUAUCUGAAUCUCCGCACCUCGUUGCCCAGAGAUCCUAAUCUGUACGGUCUCGGAGAACACACUGAUCCUCUUCGUCUGACUACCACAAACUACACCCGUACUCUUUGGAACCGUGACUCGUACGGUAUUCCCGAGAACAGCAAUCUGUACGGUAGUCACCCAGUUUAUUAUGACCAUCGUGGUGAGGAUGGAACCCACGGAGUCUUCCUGCUGAACUCCAACGGCAUGGACAUCAAGAUCGACAAGACAAAGGAUGGAAAGCAGUUUUUGGAGUACAAUGCUCUUGGAGGUAUCUUUGACUUCUACUUCUUCAAUGGCGAUACACCCAAGGACGCCAGCAUAGAAUAUGCCAAGGUUGCUGGUCUGCCGGCCAUGCAAAGCUACUGGUCCUUUGGUUUCCACCAAUGUAGAUACGGCUACCGCGAUGCUUUUGAGGUCGCCGAAGUGGUUCAGAACUACACUCAGGCCAAAAUUCCCCUUGAGACCAUGUGGACCGACAUUGACUACAUGGACAGAAGACGAGUGUUCACUCUCGACCCCGACAGGUUUCCCUUGGAGAAGGUGCGUGAGUUAGUGUCGUACCUGCACAAGCACGAUCAAAAGUACAUCGUGAUGGUCGAUCCCGCUGUCAGCGUUAGCGACAACAAAGGUUUCAACGAUGGUAUGGAGCAGGGCGUCUUCAUGAAGCACCAGAAUGGUAGCCUCUACAAGGGUGCCGUCUGGCCUGGUGUCACUGCCUAUCCUGACUGGUUCCACCCUGAUAUCCAGAAGUACUGGGAUGGCCAGUUCAACGACUUCUUCAGCCCCGAGAAGGGUGUUGAUAUUGACGGUCUGUGGAUCGACAUGAACGAGGCCGCCAACUUCUGCACCUAUCCUUGCCUGGAUCCCGAGGGCUACUCUAUCGAGAACAACCUUCCCCCUGCCGCCCCGCCAGUUCGGCCCAACCCUCGCCCCCUGCCCGGCUUCCCCGAUGAUUUCCAGCCUCCUGCCGCCUCCAAACGCUCCGUCGCCAAGGGCUCCAAGGUCGGACUGCCUGGCCGUGACCUGCUCAAUCCUCGCUAUCAGAUUCGCAACGAUGCUGGCCUCAUCAGCAGCAAGACUAUAAAUACUGAUCUCAUCCACGCUGGCGAGGGCUAUGCCGAGUAUGAUACCCACAACUUGUAUGGCACCAUGAUGAGUUCCGCUUCUCGCCAGUCCAUGGCGCAACGUCGCCCAGCGGUGCGUCCUCUGAUCAUUACUCGCAGCACCUUCGCUGGUGCUGGUACCCAUGUUGGACACUGGCUGGGUGACAACCUCGCGGACUGGAAGCAUUACCGCAUCUCCAUCGCUCAGAUGCUUUCGUUCGCUUCGAUGUUCCAGGUUCCCAUGGUCGGCUCGGAUAUUUGUGGAUUUGGCGGUGACACGAACGAGGAGCUUUGCGCUCGUUGGGCCCGUCUCGGUGCCUUCUACCCCUUCUUCCGUAACCACAACGAGAUCACUUCGAUCCCUCAGGAGUUCUAUCGCUGGGAGUCCGUUGCGGAAUCCGCUCGCAAGGCGAUUGAAGUCCGCUACAAGCUCCUCGACUAUGUCUACACUGCCUUCCACCGUCAGACCCAGACCGGCGAGCCGUUCCUGCAGCCCAUGUUCUACAUGUACCCCGAAGACAAGAACACCUUCUCGAACGACAUGCAGUUCUUCUACGGUGAUUCCAUCCUGGUCAGCCCUGUCCACGACGUCAGCCAGACCUCGGUCGAGGCGUACUUCCCCAAGGAUAUCUUCUACGACUGGAACACUGGCGAUGUUCUGCGCGGCCGUGGUGCCAAGGUCACCCUCAGCAACAUCAGCGUGACCGACAUCCCCAUCCACAUCCGUGGUGGCAGCAUCGUCCCCAUCCGCUCGGAGUCGGCUAUGACCACCGUUGAGCUGCGCAAGAAGGGCUUCGAGCUUCUCAUCGCUCCUGGACAGGACGGCACCGCCUCGGGCACCCUGUACCUGGAUGACGGCGAUUCUCUGAAGCAGUCCGCCUCCCUCGAGCUGGAGUUCAAGUACCGCAAGGGCAACCUCCAGAUCAAGGGCAAGUUCGGCAUGCACACUGAUCUGAAGAUCAAUGCUAUUACCCUGCUUGGCCAGACCUCUGUCCCUCGCCAGGUGACUCUUUCGCGUGCUGGCAAGGCCGACUCUAAGUUCGACCCUGCCCGCCAAAGCGUGACCAUCAAGACCGACUUGUCUCUUAACGAGUCUUCGGAGAUCGACAUCAACUAA
This is a messenger RNA of Aspergillus clavatus NRRL 1, 2664 nucleotides long. RefSeq names its product putative alpha-glucosidase (gene agdC). The transcript has 7 exons. The coding region runs from base 1 to 2664 and encodes 887 amino acids. Lineage: Eukaryota; Fungi; Ascomycota; Eurotiomycetes; Eurotiales; Aspergillaceae. The record is from RefSeq and is a predicted model, not a curated record. Gene Ontology annotation, biological process: carbohydrate metabolic process. Gene Ontology annotation, molecular function: carbohydrate binding; hydrolase activity, hydrolyzing O-glycosyl compounds.